Molecule: messenger RNA, 2775 nt
Organism: Ostreococcus tauri
Lineage: Eukaryota; Viridiplantae; Chlorophyta; Mamiellophyceae; Mamiellales; Bathycoccaceae
Product: WD40 repeat
Exons: 1
Coding region: 1-2775 (924 amino acids)
Biological process (GO): chromatin remodeling; regulation of DNA-templated transcription; DNA-templated transcription
Cellular component (GO): nucleus; HIR complex
Molecular function (GO): nucleosome binding; protein binding
Source: RefSeq, a predicted model, not a curated record
AUGGUUGUCGUGUACAAGCCCGAGUUCGUGACGCACGACGCGCGCGCGCCCGUGUUCUCCGUGGACGCGGCGCCGUGCGGGAGCAGAUUCGCAACCGCGGGCGGGGAUCAAAAGGUAAAGGUGUGGGCGCUCGCGCCCGUGCUCGAACGCGCGGUGGAGGCGGACGCGGACGCGCCGAAGUGCCUGGCGACGCUGAGCGAUCACUUCGGACCGGUGAACUGCGUGCGGUUUUCGAAGAGUGGACGGUACCUCGCGAGCGGGUCGACGGAUACGAGCGUGUUGGUGUACGCGCUGAGAGACGGACCGGGAAAGGCGGCGUUCGGGAGCGCGGAUGAGCCGAACGUUGAAAAUUGGACGAUCGCGAUGAGGUAUAAGGGACACGAUUCGGACGUGAUCGAUAUCGCGUGGUCGCCCGAUGACUCGAUGUUGGCGUCGUGCUCGCUGGAUAAUCUCGUAAUCAUAUGGGACUGUCGAACGGGGAAUCAGGUCACGACUCUGCGAGGACACACGAGCUUUGUCAAGGGCGUGGCGUGGGAUCCGAUAGGAAAAUUUUUGGCGACGCAGAGCGACGAUAAGACGUGCAUAAUCUGGCGCACGGAUGAUUGGACGCAGGUAGCAAAGGUUGAGGAGCCGUACCAGGCGUCCAUGGGCGCAACGUUUUCCAUGCGCCUGUGCUGGAGCCCGGACGGGAAGGCGGUGACGACGUGUAACUCGUACAAGAAGCCAUCGCACACUGCGUCGGUUCUCGAGCGCGGAACCUGGGGGAGUAACUUUGAUUUCGUCGGACAUAAAGGCCCGGUGGUUGCCGUGCGGUUCUCGCCUCGGCUCUUCCACGACGAAAAUCGGGAUAAGGUCCACACGGUCAUCGCGUGUGGUUCGCAAGAUUGCAAGCUCACCAUCUGGACCACGAAUAGACCUAAACCGGUGUGCAUCGUUCGUAAGUGCUUCUCCCAGUCCGUGGUGGAUUUGUGCUGGACUCCAGAUGGGUACACGUUGCUCGCGUGCAGCACUGACGGGACGUUGUGCGCGUACACAUUUGACCAAGCUGAAAUUGGCGAGGCCCUCGACAACACCGACGCCGAGGCCUUCUUGUCGGAAACGUACGGAGAUAUCAGACGUAAUCGGGCGCCGAUGUUGGAGGAUCCAACGUUGCUCGGGUUUGAGGCGCCGCGAGAGCUGAACGACGCAGCUCAAGGUGUGAAGACGACACCACCACCACCUAAGAGGAUUCAGCCCGCACCGAUCCGAAGCAGCAACGCCACGGCGCCAACGAGUGGCGUGGCGACGAUCUCGGCGCAACGAGAGACCGUCAGUAACGACGGACGUCGACGCAUCGUGCCAGUCGCUACCGCUGGCCCAUCAGCUGGUACGCCAGUGAAGGCUGCUCCGCAGCGCGUUCAACUCCAACCUUUGCCGACGAAUGCGCAAGGGCAAAUGUCGGAGGCUGCCCCGGCGAACGCAUUGAAGCGAAGAAUAGAGCCCACUGCGAUGAACGGUGGGAAUGGAUUCAAAAGUACUUUGUCGGAUCAGCCUGCGGUGAAGCGAGUGACCUUGCAGCCGACUCAGCUGAACCAAGCUCCGGCGCCGCUCGCUGCAACUCCUGCCGCGGAACCACAGCGCCAACAGAUGGCGACUGCUGCGACGGCGACGACUGCGAUGGGUGUACCUCCGCCGCUGCCGGUGGCGCCGUCGCCUGGAACGUUGCACGUCCAGCUUGUUGCUCCCAAUUUGGAAGCGGAUGCUUCGAGCGAAGUGCACGCGCCGCUCCUUCUUGAGGCAAAAAAUCAUGAACGAUUCGCGGACCUUGUGUGCUCGAGAGGUGGUAAGAUCAAGUGGACAGAUCGCGUCGAAUGUCGAGCCACGCACGUGAGUGGUAACCAAUUCUUCAGCGCCGUGGCGCUUGAAGAUGGGUCCCUGCAACUUUACACUCCGUGCGGCCGCCGAUACAUGCCAUCGUUGCUUCUGCCAGAUCGUGCCGCAUUCUUGGUUUCGGGGCAAGAUGAUUCUUCACUUUUGAUUGUGACCAGAGACUACAAACUUCUGGUGUGGAAUGUCACCGUGGGUAAAGAGAAGUGCUCGCUCGAGGCGGAUUGCAUGGCUCUCGUGCGUAGCUCUGGACGUUCCGGUGUGGCUUUGUCUCAAGUUAGAUUGUCCAAGUGUGGAGCCCCGAUCUUCACUUUUACCAACGGGCACGCGUAUGUGUAUCACAGUGAUCUCAAAACAUGGGCCCGUGUCGCAGACCAGAGCUUCUUAAAGUCUGAGUUCACGUCCCGACUUCGUCAACCUGGUGGGUCUGGCGUUGGAGAAAUGCAGGCUCUGCAAAUUGGCGCCGCGCGGGCGGCCGCUCACAUGGGCCCAGCCGCGCUAUUGCAGUCCGGUGGACAACCACCGAGAAGGGAGACCGGUAGACAUUUGGAAGUUCUCCUCUCUGGCUCGUCCAUGCUCAACUCAUCGGCAGAAUACAGGCCGUGGCUUGCGGCGUACGUACGUCACCUGGCGAGCGAGUGUGGCGACGAUCCAACUACCAUGUUCGUGGGUGCUGAAGCGCAACUUCGAGAGAUUUGCCAUGAGUUCCUCGGACCGCUCAGUGCUUCCUCCUCGGUUGAAACGUGGAAGUCGGAGAUUUUCGGCGUCAAGAAGCGUACACUGCUUCGAGAGGUGAUCAUUCCCACCAUAGCUGCGAACCGAAGUGCCCAGGUCAUGGUUGCCGAGAUCGUCGAGUUGCUCGAAGCCGCGGAGUCGAGAGAAACGAGGAACGAUUUGUCCAUUUGCUAG